Messenger RNA from Lineus longissimus, 2840 nucleotides. RefSeq lists its product as uncharacterized. Lineage: Eukaryota; Metazoa; Nemertea; Pilidiophora; Heteronemertea; Lineidae. The coding region runs from base 166 to 1029 and encodes 287 amino acids. The transcript is spliced from 5 exons. The record is from RefSeq and is a predicted model, not a curated record.
CGACCUUUUAUUUCGACCGGAGCGAUGAUUUUACUGAUAGAUCAUGAUCUCAUCGACGUACUCAACAUUGAGGGAAAGUAGGUCCGGAUUGGGCAAGACGCCAGCUCUCGCACAUGUUUACAUUUGCGCAGAAUUUCAACUAUCUUUUCUUACAAGAUUACCAAGAUGGCAACCAAAAGAAAGGCAGAUGAUGUGGACACUUUUGAAAAAAAAGUCUUCAUCUUCAACACGAGUCCAUUGAAGCGUAGCUCAAGAACAAACAGAGACUAUUUCAAUGCCGUUUGUCAGACUGACAAAGACGAGUAUAUAGAUACUGUUUGUUUUAAAACAAACCUACACCAACAAUUCCGCAAAGCUGAGCUUGAAAGAACUCCAGUCAAAUUGGAAAAUGUCAACUAUGCAACCAGUUACAACAAGCCGAAUACGAAGAACUUGAAACUUACCUACCUUUCAUCAAUGAGUCCAAGUAAACAACAAAUUUCCUUUCGCCCAAAACCACCAAAAGAAGAAGAGACUCAAACAAUCAAACUAGGAGAACUGGAAAAGAUCAAUAACUUUCAAAAGGUAAACACAGUCGCCAAAAUCAUGGAUAUAAAAGAAGAUACGAUCACAAAAGAUGUCUGGGGGAAAAGUCUAGAUAUGAAAGUCCUCAUAAUUGCAGACGAAACAGGCUGUACACACCUAACCGUGUGGGGUUCCCUAAUACCCAAGAUAAAGCUAACAGAAACAUACACCUUGAAGGACCUCGGCAUUAGAGAAUAUACCGCAGGCUUAAAAACUCUAACAACAUCACCAUCUACAACAGUAGAAACUUAUCACGAAGUGCUUGACACUGUCACCAUCGCAGACAACCUCCUUCCAAAUGAGCAAAAAACCACCAUUAUAAAUGGCAAAAUAGAACAAAUUCAAAUUGUUAUGAAAAAAACUUGCAGAAAUGCAAGACUGUGGCACCAAACAAGACCGACAAAACUUACAAAUGCCCGUCUUGUAAUAUGCGACAACGAAGUUCCGCACUACUGCAGAACAUAAAGGCAAAACUGGAUAUCGCAACAGAGAAUAACAAUAUCCUCAAAUUAUCAGCAAAAGACCAACUCCUAAUAAAUUACCUAGCUGAACAGGAUUUCAAAAUAACCGAAACAGUUUCGAGUGACGACAUUGAAGAAUUUCUUCUCAAUAUAGACACCAUAUCAUUCCUUGAAUAUGAUGCAAACAACCUGGUCACGAGUAUGUCCUAAGCUGUUCAUACAAACAUGUAUGUACUUGCCAACCAUUCUCAUAACAACUUAUCACUUUUGUUAGUAUACUGUUCCAUUCAUCAUUUGAAUUGAACAUGUACACUCAUAGUCAAAAGUUUAUGGACACCGCUUCUUGCACAUUUCUACAGUCAACGAAGAAAAUUCCUCACAAGUGUUCUACUGGAUUACCUCUUUCUGAAACAAUGUCCACAACAAUUGUCCAUAAACUUUUGACCAUGAGUGUACAUAUCCAUUACUACUACUACUGUAUAUCUCAUAACAAUCAGUCCUUAUAUCUUGUUCUUUGUCUUGUUAAUCACUACUGCAGAACAUUUAAGCAAAACUGUGUACUUAUUAACCAUUCUCUUAGUAGCUUACCACUUUUCUUAGUAUAAUGUUCCAUCCAUCAUUUCAAUUAAACAUGUACAUUCAUAGUCAAAAGUUUAUGAACACCAGUUUUUGCACAUUUCUAAUAUCAUUCAACCAAGAAAAUUCCCCACAAGUGCUGACAACUCAUGUUCAAGUGGAUUAUCUGUUUCUGAAACAAUGUCCAAAACAGGUGUCCAUAAACUUUUGACCAUGAGUGUACAUAUCCUAUUACUACUACUGCUGUAUAUAUCAUAACAAUCAGUACUUUUAUCUUGUUCUUUGUCCUGUUCAUCACUACUGCAGAACAUUAAAGCAAAACCGUGUACUUAUCGACAAUUCUCUUAGUAGCUUACCACUUUUUUUAGUAUAAUGUUCCAUUCAUCUUUUUAAAUUAAACAUGUACAUUCAUAGUCAAAAGUUUAUGGACACCAGUUCUUGCACAUUUCUGAUAUCAUUCAACCAAGAAUAUUCCCCAUAGGUGCUGACAACUCGUGUUCAAGUAAAUUACCUGGUUCUGAAACAAUGUCCACACAGGUGUCCAUAAACUUUUGACCAUGAGUGUACAUAUCCUAUUACUACUACUACUGUAUAUAUCAUAACAAUCAGUACUUUUAUUUUGUUCUUUGUCCUGUUCAUCACUACUGCAGAACAUAAAGCAAAACCGUGUACUUAUCAACCAUUCUCUUAGUAGCUUACCACUUUUUUAGUAUAAUGUUCCAUUCAUCUUUUUAAAUUAAACAUGUACAUUCAUAGUCAAAAGUUUAAGGACACCAGUUUUUGCACAUUUCUGAUAUCAUUCAACCAAGAAAAUUCCCCACAAGUGCUGACAACUCGUCUUCAAGUAAAUUACCUGGUUCUGAAACAAUGUCCACACAGGUGUCCAUAAACUUUUCACCAUUAGUGUACAUAUCCUAUUGCUGCUACAUAACUACACUAUAUAUCAUGACAAUCAGUACUUUUAACUUGUUCUUUGUCUUGUUGCAUAAGUUCAGCUUGCGCUCUUUUAUUUAUAUUUUUAUUUUCAUGUUUCAUUUAUAUUUGUAUUUUUAUGUUAAUCAACAACUUGUCACCAUUUCUGUAAUUGGGGAUACUAAUACUAGUAGUACACCACAUUUGAUUUCAAUCAUCUGUAUAUAAUCUAAAUCACCUGCAGGUCAGGAAAUCAUUUCACCAAUAAAGUUACUUUCUAAAACUUGCUUAUCUUCAUUUCCUUGGAACAUCACUUUAAGGAAGACU